This is a messenger RNA of Naegleria fowleri, 2496 nucleotides long. RefSeq lists its product as uncharacterized. Bases 1 to 2496 code for a protein of 831 amino acids. Lineage: Eukaryota; Heterolobosea; Eutetramitea; Acrasida; Naegleriidae. Gene Ontology annotation, cellular component: cytoplasm. The transcript is spliced from 6 exons. The record is from RefSeq and is a predicted model, not a curated record. Gene Ontology annotation, molecular function: ubiquitin protein ligase binding. Gene Ontology annotation, biological process: regulation of proteolysis; proteasome-mediated ubiquitin-dependent protein catabolic process.
AUGGGAAACAGUUCAUCAUCAGUUUCAAGUUCGGUGUCAUCAUCGAAUGAUGAGACACAAUUACUUGAAGAUCACUCCGAAGUACUCAACACAACGUCGUUCACUCUUGAAGAUACGAGCCAACAUGACUGGUCUGUCAUUUCUGAAUCUCAAGUUCUAGACUUGAGACAACAAGUGGAAAAGCAAAUUGUGAUCAGACCCUAUGAAACGCAGCAAUGGACGAGCAGAGUUUUAGGUUUUUCAUCUCAAUAUUCAAGUAGCUGGAGCGCUGAUAAUGUUAUUGGAGAGUCUAACACUUUUCCAAAAUAUGGUGAUAUGACCUCAGCAUGGGCUCCUAAAUCCUCAUCAGGUACAAAGGAAUUUCUUGUCGUACAAUUCGAAAAAAACGUUUUAGUCACUCAGGUCCAUAUUUAUGAAACCUUCAAUCCUGGAGCAGUGUUUAGAGUUUCGUGCUUACCAUCUGAAAAGGAAUAUACACUUAAACCUGUCGAAGAAUUAACUUCAACAAUUGAUCCCAAUCAGAAGGAAUACGGCGAAGAGGAAUUUGUUCAUAAACCAUUAGAAUUCACCAGCGAUUGGGUGGUCUUGUAUGAAGGCGAUCCUCAGCAACAUGCCAUUCCUCAAAAAUCAAGAAUAUUUAAUCCACCGAUUAAACCAUUUGCAUGUGUGACAAGAACAAUAAGAAUUGACAUGGAUUGUGUCGCUAGCAUGUCAUGGAGCGAAAUUGAUGCAAUCAAAUUGAUAGGAAUUAUUUGUGAUGGAAAUAUUCAAAUCCGUUCAAGCAUUACAACCAAAUUGAAUACAGAAUAUGUUGAAGAUCUUAAAACCCUGUUUACAAACAGCCCAUCCACGGAUUGUGCAAUUCUAAAACUUCCUAUUAGAAAAAGGUUACUUGCUUCAACUCCAGAGAGACCUCUUUUUGCAAUUGUACCAAAGGUGUACUAUGUCCAUGAGUUUUUAUUGCGGUAUAGACUUCAAGAUCACAAACUAUUAGACAAAUUUAUUGUCAAAAGUGAAGAAGAAAUUAUGGAUGUGUCUCCGAGCGUGAGCGGUUUUUCUCUCACUGAAAGUGCUGCCAACAGUUUGUUUAGUUAUUUGUAUUCUGGAUUCAUCUUGAUACCAAAGGAAAUGUUUACUGACGAGGAUUGUGACUACAAAAAUUCAGUAGAUUUAAUUACAGGAAUUUAUCACGUUUCUGAAACUUUAGGCCUUGAUUCCUUGAGAAAUGCAUGUCAACAAACCAUGAAUAUAAUUUCAGUCAUUCCGAGCGAUUUAAGAAGCAGUGUAGCUCUUUCAAUAUUCAACCAAUGUACAUCUGCUUCUUUGAGUGAUGAUUUUUAUUCGGAUAUGCGCAAGAUUUAUGAAGAUUCAUGUACUAAGGGUGAAAAGUAUGACAAGAGAGCGUCUCCUGAUGUGAAAAUUGUAUUUACCAUGGGAUCCAAUGAGGAGGAGCCACUCACACCAUCCUCAACAAGGCCAUGUAUUUAUGCUCAUUCAUCGAUACUGAAAGCAAGAUGCGCUUUUUUCAAAACCAUGUUCGACUGGGGAGAAUUGAGCUCUCCCUAUCGAUUUUCAUCAAACAAUAUCUAUGAAAUAGAAAUCUCAGAUGUGAAGUAUGAAAUAUUCUUGUUAAUGGUCAAAUUUAUUUAUUUAGGAUUAUUAGAAAAAGAAGAUAUCAAAGCUGAAGAUGCUAUUCCACUGUUCUUUGCUCAAAAUCAAUAUUUACUAGAUUCCAGUGUGACCUUGUCGGUCAUUAAGGAUAACAUUUCUGACAAUACUGUCGUUGACAUUUUACGACUUUCACUCGAGUGUUCUUAUCCUGAAAUUACUGAACUUUGUCAUAAUUACUUGUUAACAAAUAUAGAAAACACCUGCGUGGUCGUUGAAAGAGCGUUUGCAGAUAAGAAACAAAAUAGAUCACUUGAAAGUGAUAUCGUUUAUAAAAGCUUGAAAGAAUCAAGCAAGAUUUGGGAGAUGGUUAUCCUUCAUGGAGAUAAUUUGAAGUACACAAGUCAGUGGGUUCAACGUGUCAUUGCGUUUUCGUCAGAAUAUACCGGAUGGCCAGCAUCAAAUGUGAUUGGAGAGAGUAAUACAUAUCCAAAUUAUGGAGAUAUUAAAACAGCAUGGGCUCCCAAAGCAUCAAAAGGAACCCAUGAGUUUUUGGAGUUACAAUUUGCAAAUCCCAUGUUUAUUGCGAGUGUAGAAGUAUUUGAGACUUACAAUCCAGGAUCUCUUGUCAAAAUUACUGCCAAGAAUUCUCAUUGUAAAAAUACUGAUGAAGUAAUUUAUGAAGGGAAUGUUCAAGUCGUUCAACCAACAGCACGAAUCUUCACACCACCCAUAGAUCUUUGUAAAUCUUUGAACAAGGCCUCAAAUGUGUUACGCUUAGAUAUUGACACUACCAACAAUAUUAGUUGGUAUGAAAUUGAUGCUGUGAAAAUCUCUGGCUUUAUACCCAAGACGACCAACAAUGACCCAAGUUGUUUGAUUCAUUGA